AUGGCUCUACAGAGUGUCUGUAGCUGGGACCUCACCUCUUCAAAAGAGCUUAUGCCACGUAACCUCUGCCCCUUUCCUGGUUUGAAAGUUGCAAGCUCUCCUCAUGUUUUCCUUCCACAGCAUAGUGUGUCUGCCUCUUCCAGGCAUCCUGAAGGGCCACCACCUCCAGCACAUGGCACUACUACACUUGCCUUCAUCUAUUCUGGAGGGGUUGUGGCUGCUACUGAUACAAGAUCCUCUGCUGGACAUCUGGUUUGCAGCCCAGACAGCCGUAAAGCCACCCUCAUCCACAGUCACCUGUUAGCCACUACCUCUGGAAGUUCAGCUGACUGUCAACUGUUUGGACGUGCUUUAGCCAGAGAAUGCAGAAUCUACCAGCUGCGGAAUGGAUACAUGCCCAGUGUUCGAGGAGCAGCUAAAAUGUUAAGUAUGAUCAUGAUGCCAUUCCGUGGCAUGAAGGUUUGUGCUGCCUUCACUCUGUGUGGCUGGGACAGAAAUGGACCUUGCAUUUGCUAUGUGUACAACGAUGGAACUCGUAUCAGCUCCUCUAAUGUCAUUUCUGUAGGGUCAGGUUCCCCGUAUGCAUACAGCAUUAUUGAUGAUGGAUACAGAGUGGGCAUGGGGGAAGAGGAGGCUCGUAAACUAGCUAGGAGGGCAGUUUGCCAUGCUGGAAGGAGAGAUGCCUACUCUGGUGGCUCAGUGGAUGUGUAUUGGAUCAGAGAAGGAGGAUGUGAGCGGGAUGCUAGGGAGGAUCUGGUACAGUUAUAUGAAAAACUGGUUCAAGAAGAGACACAUAAACUGGGCACAGAUGAAAUGGGAAAAGGCAAAAAGUAGACACUUUACACUGCAGUUCUGAGGAACAUUGGGAUGCAUUUUAAUUGUUGCAACAGCAGUUUUGUAACUAUAACAGGUGCAUUUCAUCCUUUUUUCUGUAUAUGUAUCCUCCUCUUCCCUCUGGAGAUGCGUAUAGGGCUGCUUUGUGUAUAAUUCACUCACUGCAGUUCUACUUCUUCUGCACACAGUCCUUUAGCCUUGCCCACCUCAAGCAUUCGCACAGUGAUUCCUCCACAGCCAGACAUCUCACAUGACUUUUUUCAUUUUAACACAACGCAUUACAGUAGCUAUUAACAGGCCGGCCCCAACUGUUUUUACUGCUCAGCAUUUAUAUUUAAUGUGAUACAUUUGCUGCAUGAUUAAAAUGGUAAAAUAACCGGGUUAUAAAAUGUUGUGUGUAACAGGAGUAACACUUUAUGUUAAUGGCUCUUUGUCUGGGGUAACACCAGAUUCCAGCAUUUGUUUGGGUUUAACUGUCUAUCUUGGGUCACAUUUGCUGCACUGCAUUGUACUGUAUAUUAUACAUUAACACACGGUAUUGCUUCUUUUAAUAGGGAGCCUUGUUUAUCUGUUUGUUAUGCUGGGUACUAUGUAAUGGGCAGCAUUCUAUAAAUGUAUGC
Messenger RNA from Xenopus tropicalis (tropical clawed frog), 1454 nucleotides. RefSeq names its product proteasome (prosome, macropain) subunit, beta type, 11 (gene psmb11). The transcript has a single exon. The record is from RefSeq and is a predicted model, not a curated record. Gene Ontology annotation, biological process: protein catabolic process. Gene Ontology annotation, cellular component: cytoplasm; proteasome core complex; nucleus. Gene Ontology annotation, molecular function: threonine-type endopeptidase activity. Bases 1 to 834 code for a protein of 277 amino acids. NCBI's taxonomy places the organism in Eukaryota, Metazoa, Chordata, Amphibia, Anura, Pipidae.